This is a messenger RNA of Emiliania huxleyi CCMP1516, 186 nucleotides long. RefSeq lists its product as hypothetical. Gene Ontology annotation, biological process: protein folding. The record is from RefSeq and is a predicted model, not a curated record. Gene Ontology annotation, cellular component: endoplasmic reticulum membrane. NCBI's taxonomy places the organism in Eukaryota, Haptophyta, Isochrysidales, Noelaerhabdaceae. The annotation marks the transcript as partial. The transcript has a single exon.
UACGACCUGCUCGGCGUCAAGCAGACGUCGCUGGCGUUUGCCAUCAAGCGCGCGUACCGCCGGCUGGCCGCGGAGUGGCACCCGGACAAGAACCCCGACCCGAUGGCGCGCGAGAAGUUCCAAAAGUUCGCCAACGCCUACUCGGUCCUCGCCGACACCGAGAUGCGCGCCAACUACGACUACCUC